Gossypium arboreum is the source of this 2590-nucleotide messenger RNA. Its product is annotated as potassium transporter 5. The transcript has 9 exons. The record is from RefSeq and is a predicted model, not a curated record. Gene Ontology annotation, cellular component: membrane. Gene Ontology annotation, biological process: potassium ion transmembrane transport. Bases 40 to 2490 code for a protein of 816 amino acids. Lineage: Eukaryota; Viridiplantae; Streptophyta; Magnoliopsida; Malvales; Malvaceae. Gene Ontology annotation, molecular function: potassium ion transmembrane transporter activity.
AAAUUGCCAACCCUUCAUUUCUCACCGUCAUCGCAACUUAUGGAAGAGAACAAAGCAGGUAUGGCCGAGAAUGUGGAGAAAGGUGAGGAGAUAGAGAUGGCAGCAGCAGAAGCUGAUAAAAACCGACUAAAAGAACGAAAGUUCUCGUGGGCCAAGCUGCGCCGUGUGGAUUCUCUCAAUUUGGAGGCUGGCAGACUUUCAUUUUCUUCAACCAAGUCCCCCCAUUCCAAGGUGGAUUGGAUGAGGACGUUGAGUUUAGCAUUUCAGUCUAUUGGAGUGAUAUACGGAGAUAUUGGAACAUCUCCGCUUUAUGUAUACGCCAGUACUUUCACUGACGGUAUUGGUCACCAAGAUAACCUUAUUGCGGUUCUUUCCCUCAUCAUCUACUCCAUAGUUCUAAUCCCUUUUUUCAAGUAUGCAUUCCUUGUCUUGAGAGCCAAUGACAACGGUGAAGGUGGAACAUUUGCGCUGUAUUCUUUGUUGUGCCGACAUGUGAAACUGAGCUUACUUCCGAAUCAACAACCGGAGGAUAGAGAGCUGUCUAACUACCAGUUGGACACUCCAUCCAGCCAGUUGAAUCGAGCAUAUAAAAUUAGAGGAAAGAUGGAGAACAGUUUAAAAGUCAAACUUACUAUUUUCGUGGUCACUAUCCUUGCGACUUCAAUGGUUAUAGGUGAUGGGGUUUUGACCCCAUCUAUCUCAGUUCUUUCUGCGGUUGGUGGCAUCGAUUCCUUAGGGCAAGACGCUGUGGUGGGAAUUUCUGUGGUAAUUCUGGUCAUCCUGUUCUGCGUUCAACGAUUUGGAACUGACAAAGUGGGAUAUUCAUUUGCCCCAAUCAUAUGCCUGUGGUUUACCUUCCUAAGUGGCAUUGGUUUGUACAACCUAUUCACAUAUGGUUGGGGUGUAUUACGUGCGUUUAAUCCGUUGUAUAUAGUGGAUUACUUCAAAAGACGCGGUAAGGAUGGGUGGAUAUCACUUGGAGGAGUAGUACUUUGCAUUACAGGAACUGAGGCUAUGUUUGCUGAUCUGGGUCACUUCAAUGUUCGAGCAGUUCAAAUUAGUUUCUCCACUAUUACCUUGCCUGCUUUACUUACUGUAUAUAGUGGCCAAGCUGCCUACCUCACAAAACACCCUGAACACGUUGGGGACACUUUCUACAAAUCUAUUCCAGAUCCAAUCUAUUGGCCAACAUUUGUAGUAGCUGUAGCUGCUUCCAUUAUUGCAAGCCAAGCUAUGAUAUCAGGAGCAUUUUCAAUUAUCUCUCAAUCGUUAACACUGGGAUGUUUUCCAAGAGUUAAUGUGGUCCACACCUCCACUGAGUAUGAGGGGCAGGUUUAUAUACCAGAAGUCAACUACAUGCUCAUGAUUGCCUGUGUUGCAGUCACUGUUGGGUUCAGAACCACAGAAAACAUCGGUCACGCAUAUGGAAUUGCUGUUGUAGCUGUAAUGGUGAUCACAACAUGUAUGGUUACUCUUAUCAUGCUUGUUAUAUGGAAGACAAGCAUAUUAUGGAUCGCUCUCUUUUGUGUGUUCUUCGGCACUAUAGAGGCCAUAUAUCUCUCAUCAGUCUUGUAUAAAUUCGUUGAAGGUGGCUACCUUCCACUGGCCUUCUCAUUUAUCCUAAUGACAAUCAUGGGAAUAUGGCACUACGUGCACCAAAAAAGAUACGAAUUUGAGCUCAACAAUAAGGUUUCAAAGGAAUACAUUAAGCAACUGGUGGACGAUCCAAGGAUAAACCGGGUACCAGGAAUCGGUCUUUUGUACUCGGAGUUGGUUCAAGGCAUACCUCCCAUAUUUCCUCAUUUCAUUUCUAGCAUUCCUUCCAUGCAUUCAGUUCUAGUCUUUGUCUCCAUUAAGAAACUUCCAAUCAGUAAAGUAAGACCAGAGGAGCGUUUUCUCUUCAGACAUAUCGAACCAAGAGAGUAUCGAAUGUUUCGUUGUGUUGUAAGAUAUGGUUAUAAGGAUUUCAUGGGAACACCCAUAGAGUUUGAGCAACAACUGGUUGAGAAGCUGAAGGAAUUCAUUCGUCAUGAAUAUUUCAUGGCUGAAGGAGAGGCCGCAGUUGUAGAGAACCCGCCCCAGAGCUCCAAUAUUCUAGUAAAUCAAGGAAAAGAUAAAGGAAGUAGUAGAAGGGCUGUUUUUGUGGAGGAAACACUGAACCAACUCAACCAAUCUCAUCGUUCCUCAGCCUCCAUCCAGUCAUUCAAUGUGGCCAAAUUAAAUAACUCGUCGAGUGGGAUCGUAUCAGCAGCCCCACCCUUACUGGGAGCUGAAGAAGAGAUUCAGUUUGUUCAGAAAGCAAAGGAUGAAGGAAUUAUAUACCUCCUAGGAGAAGCUGAAGUGAUGGCUAAACCCAAUUCUUCCUACACAAAGAGGAUGAUUGUGGAUUAUGGCUAUAAUUUUCUGAGGAGAAACUUCAGGCAAGGGGAGAAAGUGAUGAUGAUACCACAAACCAGACUUCUAAGGGUUGGAAUGACAUACGAGAUUUAAAGGACUUGAUGAAAUACUGAGUGAGUUUACAUAAAAUAUAUAUGUAAGUAUAGUGUGGUAAAUUUCUCAAUAAAAUAUAUCUUUGCUUCGGGUUAAUAAA